CCUGGCCCCCCUCUUUUCCCCUUGGCAGCCCCCCGCUGGCCGCUCAAGACCUGCGCCAGGCCCCCCACAUCCCGAAGAGCCACGUCUCUGCUCACCCGGAGAAAGGACCGGGAAGGGGGCUGAGCCCACAGGCCAUGCCGGGGCGGUCCCCCCGCCAGCCGCCCAGAGCCGGCCCCGGUCCCCUCCCACCCCCCGGCCGGGCCCGUUCUCGGAACCAGAGGCAGCACCAACCUCGGGGAGGUGGCCGUGGCCCCCGGCCUUCGCACAGCCUCUUUGUGGACCAGCCUGGGCUCCGUCGCCCCGCCGAACCCGACAUUUGGCUGCUGCACCGGAGCAGCCCCCUUCAGUUCCACGCUAGGGGGCAGAGGGCCCAGGCCGAGGCCCCCCAGUGGAACCUCUACUCCCCCGGCACCGAGACCUUCCACUGCGAGGGGGAAAGCAGGCAGUUCAAAGCGUGCAGGCAGGAGCCGUGUCCUCCGGACCGCCCCGACCCCCGUGCUGUCCAGUGUGCAGCCUACAACCAUCAGGAGUUCAUGGGCCGGUUCUACCAGUGGGAGCCCUUUAUGGACGUGUGGGGCUCCCAGCGCUGCGAGCUGAAUUGCCGUCCCCUCGGUUAUCGCUUCUACGUCCGCCACACGGAGAAAGUGCAGGACGGCACGCCCUGCGAGGCCUCGUCCCAGGACAUCUGCGUGGCCGGGCAGUGCCUUACCCCUGGCUGUGACGGGAUCCUGGGGUCGAACCGCACAUUGGACAACUGUGGAGUGUGCGGUGGGGACCACACCACGUGCAGACUGGUGGCCGGCAAUUACAGCAAGACGCACGUCCCCAUCGGGUACCACCGCAUCUUGGAGAUCCCGGCAGGGGCCACUCAGAUCCAAGUCCGAGAAAUGGCCCGCAGCCCCAACUAUUUAGCCCUUCGAACCCACAGCGGCAAAUCGAUCAUCAAUGGAAACUGGGCGGUGAACCCUCCGGGGCGCUACGAGGCAGCGGGCACGGUCUUCGUGUACAGCGACCGGGAGGAGGGCGAGCUCCUGACGGCGGAAGGACCCACCACCAAGCCCGUAGAAUUGUAUAUGAUUUUCCAGCAAGACAACCCCGGGGUGUCGUACCAGUUCUUCCUGGCUCAGCUGGAGGACUCCCGUCCCGACGUUCAUCGGCCUCAGGAGGAGCUGGGCGCCCUGACCGCGGUGGAGCCUCCAGCCAGCCAAACACGUCCGCUGCCUCCGGCUAACCGACGGGCCCAGGGUUCAGCCCAGCUGCCCCUUCCCUCCAGCUCGUGGGGAAGGCCCCGUGGCGCGCCCCCCCAUCCUGCCUCAGCCGGCCAAUCACGAAGGAGCCUAGGGACCCUGCAGCGCAGUGCCCGGGUCCCACCGCUGCCGCCCCCCCCGCCCCCUGUCCAGCACCAGUCCCAGCCCGGCCACGACUUUUACUGGAGGCGAUUCGGCAACACGGAGUGCUCCGCCUCGUGUGGGAAGGGUUUCUGGCAGUCCAUCUACCGCUGCAUCUCUCGCGUUUCCCAAGAAGAAGUCGGAGAAGAAAAAUGCCGCUUGGUCCCCAAACCGCACGUGCUGGAAGAGAUCUGCAAUACGGAGCCUUGCCCAGCCUACUGGGAUGCGGGCGAGUGGUCGGCCUGCAGCAAAUCCUGCGGCCUGGGAACUCAGCACCGCCAAGUCCUCUGCCGGCAGAUCUACGCCAACCGCACGACGAUGGUGCACCCGCAGCGCUGCGGCCACCUGGAGAAGCCGAACGCCACCCAGAACUGCCAAGUGCAAAUUUGCAGCCACUGGGAGGUCCACACCAACUGGAGCUCGUGCUCGGUCCUUUGCGGCACAGGCCACCGGACACGCCACGUGCGUUGCAUCAGUAACCACGGAGACCUCUUGAGGGACACGGACUGUCCGGACAACCACCGGCCCCAAACCAGCGAGGCUUGCCACAUGGGCCCUUGUGUGCGGACCUGGUUUUACAGUGACUGGAGUAACACAUGCUCGGCCGAUUGUGGCACCGGUAUCCAGCGCCGCUCGGUGGUCUGUCUCUCCGGCAAUGCCGACGGGCAGGCGGAUGAAGACUGCACCAGCCCCAGGCCGGCUGACAUGAGGGCUUGCGAUGGCGGGCCGUGCCAGCGUGUGACUCGGUGGUACGAGGGCCCCUGGAGCGCGUGCUCGACCGAGUGCGGCGCCGGCUCCCAGAGGCGCGACAUCAUCUGCGUGAGCAAACAGGGGACGCAGUUCAACGUGACGGAGGCUUCCGAGUGCGCCCAUUUGGAGAAGCCUCCUGCCCUCCAGCCCUGCCUCGGCACGGACUGCGAGGCCCGCUGGUUUUCCACCGACUGGAGUGCGUGCUCCAGAUCCUGCAUGGGGGGCGUCCAGGCGAGGGAAGUCCAGUGUCUGACGCAGAACAAGACUGUGAGCGCCCUUUGCCCCCCUCACCUCAAGCCGGCCACGAAACGCUCUUGCAACAGCCAGCCCUGCUUUCCCGCGCUUGAUGAGGCCUGCAGAGACAAAUACCCCAACUGUGCUGUGAUUGUGCAGGCCCGGCUCUGUGUCUACUCGUACUACAAGGCGGUCUGUUGCGCCUCCUGUUCCCACGCUCUGGAGAGGCGCCACGCUGACCCGAACCGGUAGCAUCGGCGGGCUCGGGCAGAGGGGAUCGCGUCCUGCUCCCUCCUCGAACGGGGAGAGGACGGAGGGGGUGGGCUGGGAGGAGAGUGCCAAGCCUUCGAAAGCGUUUCUUCGGCCGAGAAGGAUUCGAACUCAGGGCUCCGACGGACCCACCAGCAUCCUGUCCCGUACCCUUCCCGGAGGGAGCGUCCCAUAAGGUAGCCAAACUUGGGGGGGGGGGGUAA
This is a messenger RNA of Python bivittatus (Burmese python), 2845 nucleotides long. The record is from RefSeq and is a predicted model, not a curated record. NCBI's taxonomy places the organism in Eukaryota, Metazoa, Chordata, Lepidosauria, Squamata, Pythonidae.